This is a messenger RNA of Emiliania huxleyi CCMP1516, 669 nucleotides long. RefSeq lists its product as hypothetical. Bases 1 to 669 code for a protein of 222 amino acids. Gene Ontology annotation, molecular function: calcium ion binding. Lineage: Eukaryota; Haptophyta; Isochrysidales; Noelaerhabdaceae. The transcript has 4 exons. The record is from RefSeq and is a predicted model, not a curated record.
AUGGGCGAAGACAAGGGCAACUGCCUCGGUUCCUGCUGCAAGGGCAUCUGCAACCUGCUCAAGGGGCUGUGCAACUGCCUCUGCGGCAUCUGCAAGUGCUUCCGCUGCCUCUGCUCCUGCUGCUGCAAGAAGCGCAAGUCAGAGGCAGAGCAGGACGCCGGCGGCGCGAUCUUCCUUAGCCUUACGCGAGCAAGCCCGGCAGGGUGUUCGGCAGCUAUGCAAUGCAUUAGCCCUCACGCUGGCGACUCUCCCUCCUUCCCUGCUCAGGCGGCGGCGGUUGCUCCAGCAGCCGACUACAUCCCGCCGGCGCCGUCCGGUCCGGCGCCAUCUGCCCCGAUUCCGGAGGGGUCUCAGGUAUUGGACGCGGCCCCAACGGCGCCCCCGCCCGUUCCGCCGAUGGCGCUGAAUCGGAAGCAGUCCGUUGAACUUAUCUGGUCAACGAUCGACAAGAAUGGUGAUGGCAAGGUGUCGAAGCGCGACAUGAAGACUGCGAUCAAGGCGCACGGCCCCGAGUUCAAGGAGCGGCUUGGCCUCAAGCGGCUGAAGGACGUCAACGACUGGUUCGAUCUUGCCGACUAUGACCGCGACGGCAUGGUCUCGGCGCGCACAUUCGACUCGAUGCUCGAAAAGCAGGAGAAUAAGCUCAACCCGCCAAAGACCAAGCGGUGA